Messenger RNA from Quercus lobata, 2751 nucleotides. RefSeq names its product G-type lectin S-receptor-like serine/threonine-protein kinase SD2-5. Bases 7 to 2538 code for a protein of 843 amino acids. Gene Ontology annotation, molecular function: ATP binding; protein serine/threonine kinase activity. NCBI's taxonomy places the organism in Eukaryota, Viridiplantae, Streptophyta, Magnoliopsida, Fagales, Fagaceae. The record is from RefSeq and is a predicted model, not a curated record. Gene Ontology annotation, biological process: protein phosphorylation. The transcript has a single exon.
CUGUCGAUGGGCAUGAGCUGGGCCUGGCGUGGUGUUCUUCUUUACCUUGCUCUUUUUCUAAUUCAUUUUCCGUUUGUCCUGCCUAAAUUUUUUCCGUUGCUUAUUAAUGACCAAAACCUACUUCUCUAUAAUCUCAAACCUGUGCAAUUUAGAGACGGAUCAACUGUGCGAAUCAUCGGUGAAGUUGUAUCUUUCAGUCAAGGACCAAGAUUUGCUUGUGGCUUCUUCUGUAAUCAAUCCAGUGACCGUUAUCUAUUAUCCAUCUUCAUUCUGUUUUACAAAGACUUCGAGAUUCAGGAUACCAUUGGUCCACAAGUAGUAUGGUCUGCCAACCAAACCAAUCCGGUUAGUAUUAAUGCGACAGUCUUUUCCAGUUCAGAUGAAGGUUUGGUGGUACAAGAAGCUGAUGGAACUAUAGUCUGGGCGACGAACAUCAAUAGCGAAUAUAUUUCAGCCUUAAACUUAACGGACACGGGCAACCUCCAGCUGUUAGGUGAAAAUGCUUCAACAGUUUGGCAAUCUUUUGAUCACCCAUCCGACUCGCUGCUUCUUGGGCAAAAGUUGUCGGUAGGGCAGAAACUCUCCUCUGCUGCUUCUGCCACAUAUCAGAUUGAAAGGGGAUUGUUUUCCCUCUCUCUCGAUAUUGAUGGGUUGUUUGCUUUCAGGCAAUCUAAUGAAGGACCGGAGCGAUAUUAUCAUCAUGAUUCAUUUAGCACCAGUUAUGUUCAAUUUAUGAAUGGAAGCUUUUCUUUCUUCACAGUUGAUGAUAAAUUAUUUGGGCCUCAUAAAGAUUUUCUCAUUCCUUCAGCAUUAUCAUCAUGGCAGUACAUGAGAUUUGAGUCUGAUGGACACUUGAGAGUGUAUGAAUGGAAACAACAGAGUUUAGAGUGGAAGGAAGUGGCUGAUCUUCUCACGGCAGAUAUUGGUAACUGUGGUUACCCUACGGUUUGCGACGGUUAUGGUAUUUGCACGAACGGCAAGUGUAGUUGUCCUGAACCCAAAAAUGAUAAAAGAUAUUUUAAGCAAAUCAAUGACAGUCAGCCUGGCCGUGGAUGCUCACUAGUUACUCCCUUGUCUUGUGAAGCUUCCCUAAAUCAAAACUUUUUAGAAAACUUUUUAGAGCUCAAGAACAUCACCUCCGUGACUUUUAGACAAGACCUCGUAGUAGAUUCAGAGAGUUGUAAAGAGGCAUGCUUAAAAAAUUGUUUGUGCAAAGCUGCCAUUUUCCAGAAGUACACUUGGAGUUCCUUUGUUGGGGACUGCUACUUACCAUCCCAGAAUUUUUCACUGAAGCACGCUGAGGUGAAUGAUAGUUAUACCAGUACAACAUACAUCAAGGUGCAGAAUGUCCCAAGAGCUGUUCCUUCUCCAGAGCAGAAAAACCAUGGAAAGAAAAUAAAUCAUUUUAUAAUAAUAGUGGGAUCCGGCGUUGCAUCUUUGUUUGGUCUGUUUAUUUUGAUUGGAAUCUUCUUUCAUUUGUUUUGGAAGAAUAAAGAUUAUGAUGAAACUGAGGAGUAUUAUUUAGAUCAUGUACCAGGAAUGCCCACAAGAUACUCUUUUACAGAUUUGCAAGUAAUGACAGAAAAUUUCAAGAAGAACAUUGGGGGAGGUGGAUUUGGCACAGUUUUUGAAGGCACUCUAAUUGAUGGCACUAAAGUUGCUGUGAAGCGUCUACAUGGCAUCAAUCAAAUCAAAAAGUCAUUUUUAGCCGAGGUUGAGACAAUUGGCAGCAUUCAUCAUUUCAACUUGGUAAAAUUGAUUGGAUUUUGUGCUCAAAGCUCUCAUCGACUUCUUGUUUACCUGUACAUGUCUAAUGGGUCUUUGGAUAAAUGGAUUUUCCACAAAACUGAUGGGUUUACUCUGGAUUGGCAUAAGAGGAAGAAGAUCAUUCUUGACAUAGCAAAGGGACUCACUUAUCUCCAUGAAGAUUGCAGUAAAAAAAUUGCUCACUUAGACGUCAAACCUGAGAAUAUCCUCUUAGAUGAGAAUUUUAAUGCAAAAGUUGCUGAUUUUGGUUUGUCUAAAUUGAUUGAUCGAGACCAGAGCCAAGUUGUAACAAUCAUGAGAGGAACUCCUGGCUAUUUGGCUCCAGAAUGGUUGAGCUCGGUAAUAACGGAGAAAGUAGAUGUCUAUAGCUUUGGAGUUGUGCUAUUGGAAAUAUUGUGUGGACGGAGACAUUUUGAUCGAUCUCAGCCUGAGGCAGCAAUGCAUUUACUAGGAUUUUUCAAGGAAAAGUUACAAAAGAAGCAACUUUGGGAUUUGGUUGAUAAAUACAGUGAAGAUAUGCAAUUACAUGGAGCAGAAGUUGUGGAUAUGAUGAAGGUUGCUGCUUGGUGUUUGCAAAGUGAUUUUACAAAGAGGCCUUCCAUGUCAGUGGUUGUUAAGGUUUUAGAGGGUGUUGUGGAUGUUGAAGAAAACAUAGAGUAUAAUUUCUGCAAUCCACCUAUUUCAAACCCAAGAGCAAGAGUCAUGUAUCAUGAAGUAAAUGUUGGUAGUGCCACUGCUUUAUUGGAUUCAGUUUUAUCAGGACCACGGUGACAAUUGGCAAAAACAUUUAUCUUUGUUGCAUGAUGAGUAAGCUAAUCUGUUUUGUAAUAAAUUUGUUCCAGUAGUGAUUGAAUUUCCAAGUUUCCAAAUUGUGGGAGCAGGUUUGAACCCAAAGUAUGGCAAUCGGAACUGACUGCUCUUAUCUUUGACAUAUUUGUCACUUAAUUUAUAUGAUUUUGCAACAAAUAUGUGUACGACAUACAU